UUUACUUUUAGCUAUUGCUCAUGAGCUCCGUAAUUGGCGGAAAGGUAGACAUUGUAGUAUAUGUAGACAUUUCUUCCAUGUCAGCGUCUCAGAUAAAAUGCGAGGAGCAGAGUAAGCUAUAGCAGUAACGUUGGCGGAGCGUGCACAAGCACUUAGCCGUUUGAAGCUAGAAAGAACAAGCAAGCCGCUGAUUGUGACGGUCAUCGGUUAGUUGCUCAAAUCUACGAUCAGGCGAACACUGAUUGACUAAGUCCGAACCGUUUGAAUUAUUUGAUGUAAGGAUGGAAGGCUUCAAUAAGCCAGCGAGGAUUCUACUUUUUCUCCUCCUCCUGACAGAUUUUGACAUGUUACUUCCUGUGGCUCAGCAGCAGCCUUCCUCCUCAGUUGACCUGAACAACUUCCUGGAGACAGCCAUUUACGGAGUGAAUGCAAUUGUGGACAUUCGCCGGCACUGCAUCGUGAAGAAUGUCGUCACGCCAACAGACAGAGGGGUGCGACUCGGGGCUAUGUUCAACAUGCACGACACGUAUUCCUUGUCCACGGACACCUGCGACGGAUUCUCUGGUUGGGAUGCGGUGCAGCAGAGCGAGGCUUACUUUUUCAUGCUGGCACUACUAGAGUCCAGUCAACAGCAGCAGCAGCAGCAGCAACAGCAGCAGUCAUCUUCAGCCAGUGCUAUGGGCAGCCUGCCCAGCAUUACCUUGGGCUCGCUUGCCAGCGACACAUGCAACUCAAACUUGUUGGCCGUCAACGUGGCACAGGCAGUGGCGGUGGAGGGCUUGCUGUUCCGUAACCGUACUCUCCAGACCUUUCUGGCACUUGGUCAAGAGUCUGUAGCGACUGAGUGUGUGACUAGUGCUGCAGAAGUCCUGUUCGGUACUUUACCGCUGUUUUCCAUGAUCGGGCCACUGACAAGCUCGGAUACCAAUGCUGUGACGUCACUGCUCACAGCUUACGAAAUCAUGCAUGUUUCUCACUGGGCCAGUGGAACUCUUUUUGACCAGGUGGACAACUUUCCGUAUCUAUUCCGUAGUGUUCCAUCCAAUGAACACCAGGCCACGGCCAUUGCUGAUCUUGUGGAGGAGUUUGGUUGGCGCUAUGUCAGCCUCUUCGCCGGCAAUGAUGAUGUGUACAGUGGCAAUGGGUUUGAGCUCAUCCACUCGGAGUCCAGACGUCGUGGAACAUUCUGUCUGGCCAUGGCACAACGAUUUAGCGUGGAGACAACGUUUGGUGAAGAUCAGCUGCGUGACGAUAUCCGAUUACUGAAGCAGGAGCAGCGCGCUCGAGUGGUCAUCCUCUUCGCAUCCAAGCAGCAAGCGCGCCGCUUCUUGGAGCUGUGCCAAGAGUUGAAUGUUACUGGAAAAAUAUUCAUUGGCAGUGAUGACUGGGUGAAUCGCCUUUCAUUCCCUACCAACUCUUACAUGGCCAGCAUCCCUAUAUUGGGCCUAGCACCACGCACCGUCGCUUCAAGUGCAGUGCACACAGCCGUUGCGCAACUGAGGAGGUCAUUCCAGGAUCCCAACUACCUCUUAGCAGCCAGUAAUAGGAACCCAUGGCUCAAGAUCUAUAUUGAAGAUCAACUGGAAUGUGCUAUUGUUGUCCAGAGUCCACAAUCAGACAGUGUGACGCAAACUUGCCCUGUUCUCCAGGCUAAACAUGCACACCGCGCACCUUGUUCACCAGCGGACAUAGCCAGGCUUCACCUGCCCAGCUCUAUGGUUAUAGCUGAGUCGGUUUUCCUCGGUCUGAUAUCCUUGGCCUCAGUGGUUGAUACCCUUGCUGAACAGCUGGCGGUGAACAUGUCAUCCAACUCUGCCGAUGUGUCUUAUCCCAGCAUCGAUAUGAUACGGCAAACGAUGCAACAGUUGGAGCUGCCCUGCCAAGGCUUCACUGCACGGUGUAAAGUGUUCGGAGGCUCUCAGAGCCCAAUGCCAGCGUACUACGUGCAGAACGUCCAAACCGCACAAGGAGGUAGACCCGAUGUGCAGAGUGUGGGCACGUGGGAUGCAAGCAGUGGCGUUCAAUGGCAUGCCGAUCAGCAGGUCGACCUGAAGGAGCAUGGAGUAUUCAGCAUGUUUGCAAGGCAGUCCGGUGCGGGCAGUGAACCUCCUCUCCCAAAAUCGGUGUGCAGUGAUGCAUGUCAACCGGGCCAGCGACGCAUGUUUGACGAGGCUCUACGCAACGUGCAAUGUUGCUGGACCUGCGAAGACUGCAAUGCAGGGACAUUCAGCAACAUGUCAAAUGCCGCAGUGUGCAAACCAUGCGGUCUUGGGUUCCGUUCCAACAGCACACACUGCGUGGGCUUGGAAGUUAAGCCCUUAUCCUACAGCAGUGUCCAGUAUAUCGUUAUUGCCGUUUUUGCAGCCGUAGGAUUUGUUUGCACUGUGCUGACAUUGAUCUAUUUCAACUGGUAUCCCCGAGCCGUGUUGGUACGUGCCUGCGACUUGACCCUGUCAAACAUUGCCUUGUCCGCCAUGCUGGCUGGGCACGUCUCGGCAUUCUUUGUCAUAACAGCCGGACCCAUAACCAACGCGGCGUGCAUUGCACACAUCGUCCUUCCCGAGCCCAUCAAGAUACUGGUCACAGCCAGUGUCCUUGUCAAGACCAACCGCAUAAACACCAUCUUCAAAUCCAUGACGGUGCUGAGCAAGGGCAAGCUGCUCACCAAGCUGCUGGUCGGUACACCCACGCAGAUUGUGUUCAUCGGGUUCCUGGUGCUGCUAGAUAUCCUUCUGGUCUGCAUCUAUGUGACCUCAAUACCGGAGUAUGUUGAGACACACUAUGAGCUGGAUAGGAUUGUUCAGAUCUGCGCAGUGAAUAAUGUGUGGUCCGGUGUACUCAGUGCCUACCUCUUCACCCUGCUCUUGGCCUGUAUCACACUGGCGUUUCUCACACGCAAUCUGCCGGAUAACUACAACCAGUCACAUCUACUCUACAUCGCCUCACUGACGGCAUCAGUGGUUUGGCUUGGUCUGGCACCGGCAUACUUCAUCACGGGCAAGCAGCUGCGGUCGUUUAUUGCCGCUCUGUUUCUUGAGGCUCUGCUCUGGGCCGUAUGGACUUGCCUGUAUCUGCCACGGCUGGUGUUAAUGAUCCGACAGCCACACCUACGUAAGCCCAAUGAGAAGCAAAUAUCCCGUAUUUCACUUCCGGCGCAGACGGAGGAAGUACCAAACUUAGCCAUUACAAAUUCAGUGACGGAUACAAGCAACCACUGCAUGUACUUGAGCGGUAUUGACGUCAAGAAGGACACCAUAUCUCAAGAUUCAUCUCAGUGUGAUGAGAAAGCUACGUUUGCGAGAACAUCACCACAAGGCUCCACCGACGCACUGUGUACUAGUGGACUGAAGUGAGUGACCUUAGGGGACAGAUCCCACCCAGUUUCACGCGUGUGUGUAUGUGUGUGUGUGUGUGUGUGUGUGUGUGUGUGUGUGUGUGUGUGUGUGUGUGUGUGUGUGUGUGUGUGUGUGUGUGUGUGUGUGUGUGUGUGUGUGUUCAUGAACAAUUCCGUUAUGACUGUCUUAUGACAUCCGAUUUUAUGAUUCUGAAAGAAAUUUCAAACUUCUGACGAGGAUAUUCACUGGCAGAGUUACCCAAGUAUUUUUUUUUUUUUAUAUAUUCUUCGGAAAACACUGAAUUGAGACAAAUGUAUAUGACGCCAUGCUAGACUAAUGACUAUGUGGAAGGUAAUACCGCAGUAAUGAGAGUUCACAUAAUAAUAGCAGCAAUUCAUCAUGUAUCGUGUUUCAAGACUGUGUUCGAAACUUCAUAGCAGUUUCUCCAACUGCAAGAAUCAUGCAAUAUUGUAGGGAGAGUCAAGUAUUAGUUCCCAGUAUUCCGAGCUAAUGUGUACAUUAAUGUGUUCUAGGAAUGGGUUUGCUCCCGCACUGGAGCUCGCACUAUUCCGCCGACUUGACUUGACACUUUACUCUGUUCUACAUUGCAUUGCUUUUAUACUACUUGUGGUAGUGCGUCACGGAUGCUCCCAGGAUGUGUACAUGUACACAGUACUGCUCAUUGAAAUCUGAUCGCAUGAAUCUGAGUUUAAUUUAAAACAAACUAAAGGCCAAAGGCCGAAAUCCCAUUUUA
Molecule: messenger RNA, 4089 nt
Organism: Sycon ciliatum
Lineage: Eukaryota; Metazoa; Porifera; Calcarea; Leucosolenida; Sycettidae
Product: metabotropic glutamate receptor 6-like
Exons: 1
Coding region: 282-3353 (1023 amino acids)
Biological process (GO): G protein-coupled glutamate receptor signaling pathway; regulation of synaptic transmission, glutamatergic
Cellular component (GO): plasma membrane
Molecular function (GO): adenylate cyclase inhibiting G protein-coupled glutamate receptor activity
Source: RefSeq, a predicted model, not a curated record